CCAGUUCCCUCUAGUAGUAGUAAUUUCAAAGAACGAAAUUUCAACUUUAAUUCUCCAAACAACGACCUCAACUAACUUUCCCAUCUACCACUGUAGCGGUGACUCACCAGUGACCCUUCACAAAUACCCCACCUCAUUCCCAAUCUUUCUCCAACACUCCUCUCUCUCUCCAAAUUACAGCAAUGGAUCCUAACACUAGUAGUGAAAUAACCCACAAAUUCCCACCAUUUUUCCAAGUACACAAAGACGGCCGCGUCGAACGCUUUAUGGUCUCUGGUUUCUCGCCCCCAACCGUCGAUCCCCGAACCGGGGUCGAAUCAAAGGACGUCGUGAUCUCCCCAAUAACCGGAGUCAAAGCCCGGAUCUUCUUACCCAAAAUCAACGGUCCAGAUCCGAAAAAGCUCCCCCUCUUGGUGCACUACCACGGUGGGGGCUUCUGCGCCGGAUCUGCCCUCGACGCCGUCACGGCCCCAUUUCUCACCCGUCUAGUCUCCGAAGCGAACGUCGUCGCCAUCUCGGUCGACUACAGGCUCGCUCCAGAGCACCCGCUGCCGACCGCGUUUGAUGACUCGUGGGCCGCGUUACAGUGGAUCGGCACUCAUUUAAACGGGACCGGGCCCGAAUUGUGGUUAAACAAGUACGUCGAUUUCGAGCGGGUUUUCUUAAUGGGUGAGAGUGCUGGAGCGACUAUAGCUCACCACGUGGCUGUCCGGGUCGGGGCAACCCCGGGUCCGGAAGGCUUGCGGGUUCGCGGGGCGGUUAUAGCGCACCCGUACUUCGCGAUCAGUGAGCCGGAUGAGAUGCUCCGGUUCUUGUAUCCGGGGAGUAGUGGGACGGACAGCGACCCGAAGUUGAGCGCGAAGGCGGAUCCGGAUGUGGGGAAAAUGGGUGUCGAUAAGGUUUUGGUGCUGGUGGCGGAGAAGGACGGGUUGAAGCCGAGAGGCGUAGAGUAUUGUGAGGCGUUGAGGAAUAGUGGUUGGAAAGGGGAUGUGGAGCUGGUGGAGAAUGAAGGGGAGGAUCAUGUCUUCUUCAUGUUUAAUCCUGAUUGUGAAAAUGCUUUGAUUGUGGUUCAGAAGCUGGUUUCUUUUAUUAAUCAAGCUUCUCGAUGAGAAGAGCCGCGAAUAAGUUUUUUACCGAAGCGCUCAAUCUCGAUCGUUCGAUGAUCUUUUGGAUGAUUCAGAUUAAAAACAGCCUAUUAUCGCUAAUAGAUUGUCUCUACCGCUAAUAGAUUAUAAUCUAUUAAAAACAGUCUUUGUGAGUAAGUUAUUCUCAUGGAUGAGACCUUUGUUGAUUGGAUUAAUAUAAUAUAGUCCAAGUUUUUUCUUUUC
This is a messenger RNA of Rhododendron vialii, 1328 nucleotides long. RefSeq names its product 2-hydroxyisoflavanone dehydratase-like. Gene Ontology annotation, molecular function: hydrolase activity. The record is from RefSeq and is a predicted model, not a curated record. The transcript has a single exon. Lineage: Eukaryota; Viridiplantae; Streptophyta; Magnoliopsida; Ericales; Ericaceae. Bases 183 to 1109 code for a protein of 308 amino acids.